Gossypium raimondii (Peruvian cotton) is the source of this 651-nucleotide messenger RNA. RefSeq lists its product as uncharacterized. The transcript is spliced from 2 exons. NCBI's taxonomy places the organism in Eukaryota, Viridiplantae, Streptophyta, Magnoliopsida, Malvales, Malvaceae. The record is from RefSeq and is a predicted model, not a curated record. Bases 1 to 651 code for a protein of 216 amino acids.
AUGGAGGAAGAGAAGAUGAACCUAAGAUUAGACAUAGAAGUUCAAAAGCUCGAAACUGAGAAAUUAAGAAAAGGGAAAAACAAGACUGAGGAGGAGUUGGAUAGUUUGAAGACAGAUUAUAAAAAGUUACGUCUGUCAAUAAGAACUGUCGAGCUGGAAAAAACUUCAAAACAGUGGCGUGCAGAAAUUCGAGAAGAAAAUGACAAAGUCAAUAGAUGGGAACAGAAAUUCCAAGAGGUUCAGACACGAAAUGAGGCUUUAGAGAAGAGUUUGUCAGAAAGCCAAAAGGAAAAAUACAAGUUAAAGGACAGGGUGACCGAGUUGGAAAGAUCUCUUCGUUACUCUGCAAUAGAAUUGAGAGCAAGCUUGAGCAAGAUUGAGGAAAUGAAGAAAAGAAUAGAAGAGUUAGAAACGACAUUGCAAAACUGUGAGAUCCGGAUCGAGUACUUGGAAGUAAAUGAAAGUCGCUUUACCCCUCAGCAUGUUGAGGUAUAUCCGCACAAAUCUUCUAUCACCAUCAAGCCUCAGCAGUUUCAGGCCGGUGCUUCAAUGCCAAUGGAUUUUCAAGCUGGAUCAGGCUCUAACCCCGGAGACAACCUUGUUAAUCCUGCUAUCUCUGACUUCGAUGAAACAGCUGGAAAAGAAAAAUAA